Varanus komodoensis (Komodo dragon) is the source of this 1517-nucleotide messenger RNA. It is a transcript of the gene EEF1G, whose product is annotated as eukaryotic translation elongation factor 1 gamma. The coding region runs from base 75 to 1373 and encodes 432 amino acids. The transcript has 10 exons. Gene Ontology annotation, biological process: translational elongation. Gene Ontology annotation, cellular component: nucleus; cytoplasm. Gene Ontology annotation, molecular function: translation elongation factor activity. The record is from RefSeq and is a predicted model, not a curated record. Lineage: Eukaryota; Metazoa; Chordata; Lepidosauria; Squamata; Varanidae.
CCCCUGCCGGGCGUUCGCAGGCUCGCUUUACGGCCGCCUCGUGCGACGCUCCUCCUUUUCCUCUCCUCGCUAAGAUGGCGGCGGCCGGGACCCUUUAUACCUAUCCUGAGAACUGGCGGGCGUUCAAAGCCCUUAUCGCUGCCCAGUACAGUGGUGCCAAGAUCAAAGUCCUCAGCACUCCCCCGCAGUUCCACUUUGGGCAGACCAACAAGACCCCAGAGUUCCUGAAGAAAUUCCCAGUGGGAAAGGUGCCAGCCUUCGAAGCGGAUGAUGGGUUCUGCGUGUUUGAGAGCAAUGCCAUUGCACACUACGUCAGCAACGAAGAGCUGCGAGGAGCGUCCAAGGAGGCAGCUGCCCAGGUCAUCCAGUGGGUGAGCUUCGCCGACAGCGACAUCGUUCCCCCGGCGAGUACCUGGGUCUUCCCCACUCUUGGCAUCAUGCAGUAUAACAAGCAGGCCACAGAGCUCGCCAAGGAGGAAGUGAAACGGAUACUGGGCCUCCUCGACUCCCACCUGAAGACGAGGACGUUCCUGGUGGGCGAGCGUGUCACGCUGGCUGACAUCACGGUCGUCUGCACCCUGCUCUGGCUGUACAAGCAGGUUUUGGAGCCGUCCUUCCGUCAAGCUUAUGAAAAUGUUAAUCGUUGGUUUGUGACCUGCAUAAACCAGCCACAGUUCAAGGCCGUCCUGGGAGAAGUGAAGCUGUGCGAGAAGAUGGCACAGUUUGAUGCCAAGAGGUUUGCUGAGAACCAGCCCAAGAAGGAUGUGCCCAAGAAGGAGAAGCAGCCGAAGGAGGAGAAGAGGCCGGAGAGGAAGGAGGAGAAGAAGCCGGAGCCGGAGGAGGAGCUGGAUGAGUGCGAGCAAGCUCUGGCGGCCGAGCCCAAAUCCAAAGACCCCUUUGCUCACCUCCCCAAGAGCACCUUCGUCAUGGACGAGUUCAAGCGGAAGUACUCCAACGAAGACACGGCCACCGUGGCUCUGCCCCACUUCUGGGAGCACUUUGACAAGGAGGGCUGGUCCAUCUGGUACGCGGAGUACCGCUUCCCCGAAGAGCUGGCACAGACCUUCAUGAGCUGCAAUCUGAUCACGGGCAUGUUCCAGCGCCUGGACAAGCUCCGCAAGAACGCCUUUGCAUCCGUCAUCCUCUUCGGCACCAACAACGAUAGCAGCAUCUCCGGCGUCUGGGUCUUCCGGGGGCAAGAGCUGGCCUUUCCGCUGAGCCCCGACUGGCAGGUGGAUUACGAGUCUUACACCUGGAGGAAGCUGUGUCCGGAGAGCGAGGAGUGCAAGACGCUGGUGAAGGAGUACUUCAUGUGGGAGGGGGCGUUCGCGCACGUCGGCAAAGCCGUCAACCAGGGCAAGAUUUUCAAGUGACGGCCGGCGGGGAGCUGCCACGGGACGUGAGCCUUCCGAGGGACAGAUCUCUGGAGCGGCAGCCGCAGCUAAGGGUGGGAACGACUCGAGCAGGAGAAGAGACUCUGUGACGUUUAGGAGUGAAUUAAACGCUCGCGCGUGCUA